This is a messenger RNA of Loa loa (African eye worm), 2559 nucleotides long. RefSeq lists its product as hypothetical. The coding region runs from base 1 to 2559 and encodes 852 amino acids. The record is from RefSeq and is a predicted model, not a curated record. The transcript has 22 exons. Gene Ontology annotation, cellular component: nucleus; cytosol. NCBI's taxonomy places the organism in Eukaryota, Metazoa, Nematoda, Chromadorea, Rhabditida, Onchocercidae. Gene Ontology annotation, biological process: protein deubiquitination; G1/S transition of mitotic cell cycle. Gene Ontology annotation, molecular function: cysteine-type deubiquitinase activity; cysteine-type endopeptidase activity.
AUGGAAGAUUUAAAAGAUUUAAGCACUGGAAUAUCUAUCAUUUGGAAAAUACCUACGGAAGGAUGCACAAUUCAAAAAGAGGCCAUCCUGAACAAAGAGAUAUUUUUUCACAUCAACCAAAGCCUUUCAUGGAAACCAUCCGCGAAGCGAUUCAAGCAAUCGUUCUGUUUGGGGGAUGACACAGAACAAGAUGCAAUUGAAACUGAGGAUCUUUCGGCGAAAUUAAGUGAACUGUCUCUGGCCGAUAUCUUGGUCCAUCAAAAAGAGAAACUUUCUGUACGUGGUCCUUCUAUGCCAACUUCUCUGAAACCGCAGACUUUUGGGCUCAUGAAUCUUGGCAACACAUGCUAUAUGAGUUCCAUAUUGCAAUGCUUAUUUGCUAAUUGGAUUUUUGUACAGGAUCUUUACAAAUUUUGCAUGAAAAUCGAAGAGAGUGGCUCGAAUUUGGACGAAGAUAUGCCUUUGAGUUUAGCAAUUGCUAAUCUUGCAAGCCGACGAGGUACUGCUGUAGAUCAGUUGCAGAUAAAACUGCUGGAAGCAAUUAAAGAUACGGCAGAUUUCACAAAUAAUGCACAGCAGGAUGCUCAAGAAUUCUUAGGUAAUAUUCUGAACAAAAUGCAAGAGGAGUGCGAUAAGAUGUUGCGCAAGCAAUAUAACAUUGUGAAUAAACAAGAACGAGACAGAAUAAAUCCGGUCACAUCGAAUUUUACCUUCGUCAUGGAAUCCAUCAUAAGAUGUAGAAGUUGUAAUGCUAUUACAAAGAUCAAGGAAGAAAGUGCUACUUUGCCAGUCUCGAUCCAAGUGAUGGACCAAGGAGGCUUUGGAUGUCUCAUCGUGUUUAUCAAGCGAUAUUCCUUCAAUGCAUUCACUGCUGUAAAACGUGGUGAUGAAGUGGGAAUUCCACUGUAUUUGACGUUGAAUAAAGGUUUUGUAGCGGAAGAAGCUAAAUAUCCAGCUUUAUUGCCAACUAUCAAGAAAAUUAACCAUAACACCGUCAGACCGCUCGGACGAAAAUUUUUGAAAGUCAAGCGGCGUUUGAAGCCCGAAAACGUGGCGAACAAACUCAACUUGUCAGCAGCAAGUGCACGGUCCACGUGGGCAGGUAAUGCAAACACCGAUGCAUUAUCAGUUGUUUUGGGCAAUCUUACUAUAGAUCCCUGCAAGCCAGAUGGAAUGCGCAUUAAAACUGCAAUGUUAAGUAAACAUUCUGAGGCCAGUCGCGGAGAACUGGGACAACAUGUCAGUGCAGAUAAUCUCAAUACCAGUGCAGAGUUUAAGUUUGGUCAGAGUCGUGUUAAUUCUAGUUCGAGUGACAGAGUUGAUACUUUUUUGAUGAAUGAGAAACAAGGUGUUUGGCGUAAACCUCUUCCUCCCAGAGAAGUACUGGACUCAAUGUUGUCACAAGAGCUGAAAGAGUUACGUUUGGUACAUACUGCAAAUCUGCAAAAGAGAUCACGACAGCGAGGACAGCGAUUAUCAUUUGGUUAUCAUAGCGAUGAAGAUGUGAAUUCCAUCGCUAAACAAAAACAAAGCGCGACUCGUAAGCGGAGAAUAUCAGAUAACGCAGGAUGCGAUCAAAGUGGAACAAUUCCUAAAGUAUUACUACUUAAAUUCAAAGAAGAGUUGGAUGCACAGAUGAUCAGAGAUUUGGUAUGCCAGCAAAAUAUAAUGAACGACAAUAAGGAAAAUAUCCCUCCGGGAAAUCCAGAUGAUAUCAAGGCGAAAAUGUAUUUGAAAAAAAGCAAAUCAUUCUCACCAUCAGACGAAAUGAAAAAAAUGAUGACAUACAAGAAAAUGUCACAUCAUGAGAUGACAAUCAUACCUAUCAGAUAUUUACAAAUUAACGGUGAUAAAGCCUUCUGUACUGGUAAAUUCAGCCACUCCAGAAACAUAUCAACGACAAAUUAUACCAAUCAGGAUGUUGGGAAUCUGGACGAUGAGGAAGUCGUUAGUACCUUUGGCCUUCAACCAAUUCCUUACAAGCCAUUAAGCGAAAUGAAACGAAAUGAGAUUUGCGCACUGAUUGGUUUACUUCCGCGUGAUAAUUGGAUGAUGGAGUCGUCGAUACACUGGAUGAGCAUGUAUGACCAACCCGAUUUUCUAGUUGUUGUUCCAGGGAACGACAACCGCCUGUUUCAAGCGUUGGCUCAUUAUAUUACCGGCGAUGACAAUGAUUUCCAUCAAAUCCGACAAGCUAUAAUUCAAUUUGAAUUGGAACAUGCGGCUGAAUUUAUGAAUCUGAAACAAUGGGAUAGAACUACAUGGGAUUAUCACCUUAACAAUCUAUUGUCAAAUGUCGAAAAUGGCUCUGACGUGGAACUUCUCGCAUUUUCAUCAAUGUUCAAAGUUGAUGUUUGGAUUUUUCGUCGAGGACGAUGGUUUUGCUACAGACCCAAGUUUCCGGUGCUAAAGGAACGAUGCAGAAACUUGAGCAUUCAGCAAUAUCAUAUUGGUGCAAAUGAAGGUGUCUAUCUGAAUUAUGAGAAUGGCCUCUUUCUUCCGGUGUUUAAACCUUCGGUAUACUUUGUUAUUGGGUUUCAAGAACUACUGGUAUACUGA